Messenger RNA from Aureococcus anophagefferens, 1072 nucleotides. RefSeq lists its product as hypothetical. NCBI's taxonomy places the organism in Eukaryota, Pelagophyceae, Pelagomonadales, Pelagomonadaceae. The coding region runs from base 45 to 1034 and encodes 329 amino acids. The record is from RefSeq and is a predicted model, not a curated record. The transcript has a single exon.
GAUUGGUGGCCUCGACAGAGCGCGGAGCGAGAACAGCACACACCAUGGUCACCCUCGCGGCCGUCGAGGGCGGCGGUACGACCUUCGUGUGCGCCAUCGCCAAAGACACGGCCUCGAACAUCGUUGACCGCGUCAUCUUCCCGACGACGACGCCCGAGGAGACGCUGGGCAAGUGCCGCGAGUGGCUCCUCGCUCGGUCCUUCGACGCGCUGGGCAUCGCGACCUUCGGCCCGGUGGAUCCGACGCCGGGGUCCAAGACCUACGGCCACAUCACGGCGACGCCGAAGAAGGCCUGGCGCCACAGCGACGUCGUCGGCGCGCUGACCGAGGGUCUGAACGUGCCGUUCGGCUUCGACACGGACGUCAACGCGCCGGCGCUCGCGGAGUACCGCGCGUCCGUGAGGGACGGCGAGGCCCUGAGCUCCGUCGCCUACGCCACGGUGGGCACGGGCAUCGGCGUCGGCCUGGUCGUGAACGGCGGCUGCGUCCACGGCCUGCUCCACCCCGAGGCGGGCCACAUCUGCGUGCCCAGGCUCGCGGGCGACGCCUACGAGGGCCACAACCCGUCCCUCGACUGCGCGAACUGGUGCGAGGUCGAGGCCAUGGCCGCGUCGGGCGCGCUCGCCGCGCGCGCGGGCCUGAAGGACUCGGCGGGCCUCAAGGACCUGCCCGACGACGACGGGGUCUGGGACGCCGCGGCCCACUACCUCGCGGCCAUGUGCGCGAACCUCGUGCUCACCGUGUCGCCCCAGCGCAUCGUGCUGAGCGGCGGCGUCAUGCUCCGCGCGUCGCUGUUCCCGAAGAUCCGCGCCAAGAUGGUCAAGAUGCUCAACGGCUACAUCCCGCCCCUCGACGCGCAGGCCGCGUGCUCCGUCGUCGUCAAGUCGCGCUGGGGCAACAACGCCGGCAUCGUCGGCGCCCUCACGCUCGCCGAGGACGCGCUCGGCGCCGCGCCCGCGCCCAAGGCGGACCUGCUCCUCCCGCUCCUCGCCUGCGCCGCCGGCGCGGCCCUCGCCGCGCUCCUCCGACGGUAGGCGCCGGCGGUCCCGCGCCUCUAUAUCUCCUCGGCGCU